AUGCCUGGUUCGCAUAAUGAUAUCAACGUGCUGCAACGGUCACCUGUGUUUGAUGAUUUGGCUAACGGAAGAGCUCCUGAAGUGGAGUUCGAUGUCAACGGCAACACUUACAGUUUAGGAUACUAUCUAGCAGAUGGAAUAUAUCCAGAUUGGGCUACCUUGGUUAAGUCUUUUGGUGCUCCAGUAAACAACAAACACAUGACCUUUUCAGAAAGACAGGAAUCCUGCAGGAAAGAUGUUGAGCGCGCCUUUGGUGUCCUCCAAGCAAGAUGGAAGAUAAUUCGUUAUGCUGCAAGGUUGUGGAGUCAACUUGAUCUAAAUGCUAUCAUGAAGGCUUGCAUAAUUUUGCACAACAUGAUUCUUGCUGAUGAAAGAAACUCAAACUUGCCUCACAUUGCCAAUGAGGACUGGCCUGGACCAAGAGAUCCACCAGUUAACAAUGUAGCCGAGAUGAUGGAUGCUUACACAUACAUUAAAAACAAAGAUACUUGUUUCCAGCUUCGAGAUGACCUUGUGGAGCACAUCUGGCAGAUGAAGGGAACGGCCGGAUGGGAUGACUGA
Molecule: messenger RNA, 561 nt
Organism: Panicum hallii
Lineage: Eukaryota; Viridiplantae; Streptophyta; Magnoliopsida; Poales; Poaceae
Exons: 1
Coding region: 1-561 (186 amino acids)
Source: RefSeq, a predicted model, not a curated record